Arachis stenosperma is the source of this 932-nucleotide messenger RNA. RefSeq lists its product as uncharacterized. The record is from RefSeq and is a predicted model, not a curated record. Lineage: Eukaryota; Viridiplantae; Streptophyta; Magnoliopsida; Fabales; Fabaceae. The coding region runs from base 1 to 777 and encodes 258 amino acids. The transcript has 4 exons.
AUGGCAUUCUAUUGUAGGGUGUCAUUUACUGAUCCACAAGCACCAAAACAUCAUGGGUCUUCUGGUACUAGAGAUAACAAUGCUUGGAGCUGGCUCAAAAGGACAAAUUUUCAUUAUGAAGAUAUAGAUGAUGAGCAUGCGACUUCAGUUGCAGCUGCAGCAUUUGCAAUUCAUUCUCUAGAAGAAGAGGAAUCAGGCAAUCCGCAAAAGAUAAGAGAGGGUCCCAAAUCUUCAAGGACUCGAACUAUGAGAACAAAAGAGAACAUAUCUAGGAACCCAAGUUAUGGCGAAACUUCAAUGAAGAGGUCAUUUGGACAGGAUCCUAGGACAAAGGAAACAGCUCUUCCAGUUAGACGCUCAAGCAGUGUAUCCUCUCCAAAGCCUCCACCACCAGCUCAAGCAGUGUAUCAAAAGGAGAAAGGCAUUCCAAUACUACACAAAAAUGUCUCAACUGGACCACAAACUUGGCAAAAGACCAACAUAGAGAAGAUUCAACAGCGGUAUGAGAAGAUAAAGUCAAAAAUUCUUUCUUUAAAGUGUGUGAAAAAGAUUCAAACCAAAUUCCAGAUAGAAAGGAAGAAGAGAGAACUGAAGAAGAAAAGAGAAAUGCAAACGCUGAAUCAUCGGAAUAAGAUGGAAAGGAUAGGUAUGUUAUCACAAGGAUCAAGAGUUGAAGACAAAAGAAAAAAUGAAGAGUGGGAGGCCAGAGAAAACUCAAACAGAAUCAAGAAAACUGGCAAGGUCCCUGUAAAAUGUUCAUGUUUCAAUCCUAGAUAGAAUCAAACCUUAGAAUCAAGCCGUAUCUUCUCUCUAGCCUGGUUUCAUGAAAUCCAGUUAUAAGUUUACAACAUACGCAACUAUGGUUGAUUAUAUAUACAGAUGAGAUUACAUCAAUAUUUGAUGUUCAAACUGUUGUUAUUAUAUCACAACUA